Messenger RNA from Populus euphratica (Euphrates poplar), 562 nucleotides. RefSeq names its product transcription elongation factor SPT4 homolog 2. The coding region runs from base 68 to 421 and encodes 117 amino acids. Gene Ontology annotation, molecular function: RNA polymerase II complex binding; zinc ion binding. The record is from RefSeq and is a predicted model, not a curated record. NCBI's taxonomy places the organism in Eukaryota, Viridiplantae, Streptophyta, Magnoliopsida, Malpighiales, Salicaceae. Gene Ontology annotation, biological process: transcription elongation-coupled chromatin remodeling; regulation of DNA-templated transcription; transcription elongation by RNA polymerase II. Gene Ontology annotation, cellular component: nucleus; DSIF complex. The transcript is spliced from 5 exons.
GUUUUUUUAUUUCUUUUCUUUUUUCCGUCCUUCUCCCCUCUCUAGUCACAACUCACAGAAGAAUAGAAUGGGAAGUGCAGCAGCCCAAAUCCCGACGAGCUUUGGACAUGAGCUCAGAGCUUGUCUUCGUUGCCGCCUUGUCAAAACUUACGACCAGUUCCGAGAGUCGGGAUGCGAGAAUUGUCCCUUUUUUAAGAUGGACGAAGAUCAUGAGCGUGUCGUUGAUUGCACAACUCCUAACUUUACCGGGAUAAUUUCUGUUAUGGAUCCGAGUAGAAGCUGGGCUGCUCGCUGGUUGAGAAUUGAUUUGUACCUGGUUGUUAUACACUUGCUGUUUCAGAGGCACUUCCAGAGGACUUACAGAAUUUAUGUGAAGAUGAGCGUGUGCCCUACAUUCCACCAAAACGUGUAUAAAAAAUGACCAACUGAAGUUAACCUGCUUAUCACACUGUAAUAUCUCAGACAAAGAACUUUUUGUGUUAGUUCUUAGAUCCACAAGACUUCUUGCACAAGUGUUACACUGCUUUCUUAGCUGCUAAUAGUCAUAUUGUUUUUUCACUGA